Messenger RNA from Cynara cardunculus var. scolymus (artichoke), 1013 nucleotides. RefSeq lists its product as uncharacterized. Bases 139 to 729 code for a protein of 196 amino acids. Lineage: Eukaryota; Viridiplantae; Streptophyta; Magnoliopsida; Asterales; Asteraceae. The record is from RefSeq and is a predicted model, not a curated record. The transcript is spliced from 5 exons.
GGCCAAUACUUGAAAAGACGUAGCGAAAAAGAAAAACCAAAUCCAACCCAGUUUUCACAGGGAAAAAGGACCAAUAAAGAUGAAACCUCCAACUCCAAACCUAAAGUUUGUAUAUGCCACUGAAAUCCAAAAAUCACUAUGCAGGGUUUAAAGAGAAGUUCCUCUGUCAUAACGCAUUUCUCUGUUCCUCAUAUCAGAAAAAAGGUUUCCAAUUCUUUGUCAGCUAUUGAAGAUACUUUUCUAUCAACCAAGGAUACAUUUGAGAGGCAUAAAGUUGUGUUUACGAUCCUAACUUCUAUCGCAUCUAUUGGCACUGCUUGGGCUGGCUAUACGAUACGCCACCUUCAUGAAACAAAAGUUGAAGAAAGGCUUGACUCAAUCGAGAAAGCUAUGAGAAAAAAUUAUGACCUUGAAGGUAAGGAAUUCAAAAAGCUGGUUGGCACAGGUAGUUCUAAUGCUGCAGCCUGUGUUGCCACAGCCGGGGUCUCUUUAGUUGUCGGGUACGGGUUGGGUUGGAGAGGUGGGAGAUGGUAUGCAAACCGUAAAUUCCAAAGGGAACAGAUGAAACUACUGGGACAGGUUAAACCGAAAAAGUGGCAACUGCAGAAGUUUCUAAGACGUCCCAUGAUUCGAUUGAAGAAGGCAAAUAGUAGCGUGAAAGCCCCAGAAAGUGUGCAAAAUACGAUUUCCGAUGCUGCAAAUAAUGCUAGAGAAGCAAAUCCUGCUUGAAAUGUGGAUAAAAGAUGUAGGAGGAAACAUUAGAUGAAAAUGAGUCUUGACAUAAACAUAUAUAUCUGUACAUGUUUGAUCUCUGGGGUUUGGCAGGGCAGGGUUCAUCUGCAUUAGACUUCUAUUAACCUUGAAAUAAAGGUUUGAUUUUGUUUUUUAAAUGAAUAUAGAAACCAAUUCCCCACAGUCUGAAGUGGGACAUAACUUUCUUUUAUGAAUAUUUUGGUCAGGGAAGAUUCAACUUGGACACAUUGUAUGAGAAUAUAAUCUAUUUGUUUCGAUUA